AUGCCGUUUGGACUGAAGCAUGCUGGAGCUACAUAUCAAAGAGCCAUGCUAAAGCUUAAUACAGCGAAAUGCACUUUUGGAGCUAGAUCAGGAAAGCUACUGGUCUUUGUAGUCAGUGAAAGGGGAAUUGAGAUUGACUCAGACAAAUUCAUUUUGCAAUUAACUGAGAAAUGCGAUCCCACAUUUCGUCUUCCUAAGAAGCACAACCUAGGAAAAUGGGAUGUUGAAUGCCAAAGAGCUUUUGAUAAGGUCAAAAAGUACUUGUCAAAUCCUCCAGUGCUAUCACCUCCAAGUUCAGAUAGGCCACUAAUACUAUAUUUAGCAGUGUUUGAUAACUCUAUGGGAUGUGCGCUUGGUCAGCACGAUGAAUCAGGAAGAAAAGAAAUGGCAAUAUAUUACCUCAGUAAGAAAUUCACGGAAUGUGAGUUGAGAUAUCCGUCAAUUGAAAAAUUGUGUUGCACCCUGAUCUGGACAGCUCGAAGGUUGAGGCAAUACAUGUUGUACCACACGACCUGGUUAAACUCGAAGUUAGACCCCCUAAAAUAUAUGAUGGAGUCAAACGCCUUGAAUGAAAGGAUGGCUAGGUGGAAAAUUCUACUUUCAGAAUUUGACACAGUCUACGUGAGUCAAAAGCCCAUGAAAGGGAGCGCAAUAGCAGAAUUUCUGGCCAGUAAAGCCCUAGAAGAUUACGAGCCCUUGAAUUUUGAUUUUCCCAAUAAAGAAUUAAUGUAUGUUGCGGCUAUUGAAGAAGACAUUACAAACUGCCACCCUUGGAAAUUGAACUUUGAUGGAGCAUCAAAUACUGUGGCCAUAGAAUGCAAGAUCAAGGUGUUGGAAGUAUAUGAAGAUUCCGUGCUAGUGAUCUACCAGCUUAGAGGUGAAUGGAAGACAAGAGACUCCAAAAUGAUUAAUUAUCGGAGCAUAGUGCUGGGGUUAAUUGAUGAGUUUGGUGAUAUUACUUUCAAUUAUCUACCACGAAAAGAGAACCAGAUGGCGGAUGCUUUGGCUACUUUGGCUUCCAUGAUCAAUGUGAGCAAACAUGAAGCUGUAAAACCCAUUCAGAUGAGUAUUUUUGAAGCCCCAUCUUAUUGUUAUGACAUAGAGGAAGAGGAGAGAGAUGACCAUCCUUGGUAUCAAGAUAUAUUGCGAUACGUGAGAAAUCGGGAGUACCCUAAUCAGGCAACUGAGAAUGAUAAAAGGACGCUGAAAAGGCUAGCCUGUGAUUAUGCCUUAGAUGGGGAAAUACUAUAUAAAAGAAGAAAGGAUCAAGUUCUAUUGAGAUGUGUAGAUGCUGUGGAAGCCAAGAAAAUUUUGGAAGAAGUCCACGAAGGCGUUUGUGGAACACAUGCUAACGGCUUCACAAUGGUUAGACAAAUUAUGAGAUUUGGAUUUUAUUGGUCUACCAUAGAUGGAGACUGCAUUAAUUAUGCUAAGAAAUGUCACAAAUGUCAAGACUAUGGUGAUAAAAUUCAUGUACCUCCGUCGCAUUUGCAUGUUAUGACUUCCCUAUGGCCGUUUUCCAUGUGGGGCAUGGAUGUCAUAGGGUCAAUCUCACUAUAG
This is a messenger RNA of Gossypium arboreum, 1560 nucleotides long. RefSeq lists its product as uncharacterized. NCBI's taxonomy places the organism in Eukaryota, Viridiplantae, Streptophyta, Magnoliopsida, Malvales, Malvaceae. Gene Ontology annotation, molecular function: RNA-DNA hybrid ribonuclease activity; nucleic acid binding. Bases 1 to 1560 code for a protein of 519 amino acids. The transcript has 4 exons. The record is from RefSeq and is a predicted model, not a curated record.